Dissoconium aciculare CBS 342.82 is the source of this 2519-nucleotide messenger RNA. RefSeq lists its product as uncharacterized. The transcript is spliced from 2 exons. NCBI's taxonomy places the organism in Eukaryota, Fungi, Ascomycota, Dothideomycetes, Mycosphaerellales, Dissoconiaceae. Bases 198 to 2471 code for a protein of 757 amino acids. The record is from RefSeq and is a predicted model, not a curated record.
GCUCACGAUCAAGGGUGUCGGGCGUUUCGCAGGUGUCGGCUGUGCUGAGUCACAUAGCCUUUCACUCUCCACUUGGGCAGCUUGGAGAGGCAAUCGUUAGUCAGUCAGACUUCUUGCAUAUCUAGGUCUUUCAACCCUUCCAAGAUUGUAUUCCAUGUUUAGAUCCUCAUCUUCGACGGAUCCUCGAUUUCUCCAAGAUGGUGACCCUGAACAAUCUCGAGUGCUCAAUCUACAUUGAAGAUUCGAGCAUCAAGCUGACAGAGUACAAUCAACGAUAUGCGGACGGCGCCGUGAAACUAUAUGUCGCAGUCCCAGCGAUCGAUGCUGCCUUCCGCAUACGCAUCAUCGCGAAUGGCUAUGUCGCUCAAGGCGUCGCCGCUUUCGUAUACAUCGAUGGUCGAUACCAAUGCAAUCGCAAUUGCAUGACUCCAGUGACAGGCGAUGGGAAGAUCGAGCUUAACCUUCGCCAGAAGGAAGAAAAAACAGCGCAGGGACAUUUCAUUGGGCGAGAUUGGCGUUUCACAAGUUUGGGCAAAGCUUCGUCGGCGGACGCUCCUGACACGAACUUUCUGGAGAAUGUUGGCACCAUCGACGUUGUUAUCCUGAGAUGUUUCUCUCCCGGACCAGUGAAUCGCAACCCACAAAUCGACACAGGUCGGAAGAUAAGGUCCGAUGUCAAAGUCCCACAUGCUGCGGCAUUAGAUGGCACUGCUGAUGAGGCAGAAAAAUUCGGUCCGACCUGGCAUCAUUUGCUACCGCAGGGCGACGGGCCUGGGGAUGAUGCUUAUCGGAUACCGAGCCUGCGUAAGCAUGAAUAUACCACAGGCAUACCAUCUCACUCAGCUGUCCGGCCUGGGCACAGCUUCGCACAGCAAACGAAAAUGCCUGCUCAUGAUGAAAUACGUCCUGCUGCUGCGGGUUCCCUCGCUCAGGACAAUCAGCCUCCCGACAGCGACAAGAUGCGGGAGGAUGAAGAGCGUUUGAUCACAAUACAGAGAUAUUUCAACGACAUUGAGACUACAGCAGCCACUUUUCGGACCGUCAUCGAUAGCAUUGGAUUUCUGGAGAAUGCCAUAGAGCAAGCACGUUCUAAAGCACCAGCUAAAACUCAAAGCUUGAAUAAUGAGCGAGAAAAGGCGAUUGGGACAAGGGACUAUCUCGGAGGAAAUAUUGGCGACCUACUUCACGCAGUCUUGAGUCAUAUGUCUCAACUCAACUUCUAUGAAUCAUGGCGCGCCUGCCGUGAUUGCAUCGUUCAGGCCGGUUGGUUGAAGGCAGAUCAUCCAGACCUUCAAUCAACGGACGGAUCGAGACCCGGCUUGACAGGAUUUCAUCACACGGACCUAGAAGGACAGCACAACAGAUCUUUCCAAGAUCAACCACAGGGUCCGUCGAAGCGUCUCAACAAUUGGCUUUACGAACAACAGCCAACUGUUCAGCACGAAACAAGACCAGAGAGAGAACAUCACAACGAUUGGCUUCAUCAACAGCAGUGGAAAGGUCUGCAUGACAGAGCUUCACAACGGUCCUGGGGGAGCCAACGGGACUCCAACCAUGGCAAGAGCAACUAUGUUCAGUCAGAAAAGGAUCACUGGGAAAAGGCACAGAGCGUUAAUCAAACAUCACACGAUGUAUGGCAAGCUGAUACAAAUCCAAAUAAAUUGCACUGUACAGCCAGCAAACAUGAUCCGCCACUCACCGAUGGCAACAACAGCUGGGGCCGGCACUUGGAUGAGCAGAGCAACGCGCAAUCAGCGCGUUCACGUGAGAAUCACUCAAGUCCGCCCGGGGCUCGCACCGUCAAAUCUUACUGGAAGACGUCACUCGAACAUCCGACGAAAAAUCCUUCUUCUGGGCGAGAAGGCCCUCGGGAUCCAUACAUUUAUCCUGCGGAACAGCCGCCAGCCGUGCCAGCCGGCCAGAAGCGACCUGUGAAGCACGGCGUACAGAUAGGAAAAGGCGUUGAGUAUGUACACAAUCUUGGCACUCCUAAGUACCUCGACACAUUGAGCGAACCGUACGCCGUCUUCACAUUCAAGUACCGUAGUGCCAAAGAGCUGGAGAAGCUAGUCGGAAAAAGCGUGCAGGAUGACGUUCGUAUUUUAAACGAGAGCGUUCGAAGACAGCAACUAUUGAAGCUCCCUGGAGAGAAGCUGGUGGAGCAGUUGAUGCGUUCGAAGGUCACCACCGCCUCGCGAUCAAUGGCCAGUCAUGAGGAGGCUGACACCGAACCGUCUUGGAACGGACCGCUCAAGACGGAUUCAAAGAAUGAAAACAAAACUGAUUGGCUGAAUGCCCAACCAAGCAGCAGAAGUGGCAAGCAGGAUAAGAAGUCGAGAGUAUCCUCAAAAUCUCGUCAGCACUUCUCGGGCGGAUGCAGCACAAAUGGGGAGCCGAAAGCGGACGCGCAGAGAUAUAAAGAUUGGCAAGAAACCGGCCAAGGCGAAACGAACCGAGAUGCUAAAUGGUAAGACAUCAUGGACACAAUGAUCAUCAUUUCAUCCGCGAUCGACACACAC